AUGGCCUCGGAGACUGCUGUUCUUGCCAUCUUCCUCUUCACUUUCCUGACCGGUCUUCCGUCCAAUCUCCUGGCCUUCUACACAUUCCUGGUGAAACUGCGCCACAAGCCAACCCCCAUAGACAUCCUGUUGCUCAACUUGACCCUGUCCGAUAUUAUCCUUCUGCUUUUCCUGCCCUUCAAGAUGACGGAGGUCUCUUCACACAUGACUUGGACUCUCCCUGCUUUCCUCUGCCCUCUCACCAGCUGCUGCUUCUAUGGCAGCAUGUACACCAGCAGUCUUUUCCUCACGUCAGUCAGCGUGGACCGCUAUCUGAGUGUGGCAUAUCCCAUCAAGUACAAGCUGAAUCGCAGGCCAGUCCAUGCAAUCGUGGCCAGCAUCUUUAUCUGGUUGCUGGCCUGUUCCCACUGCAGCAUUAUCUAUGUUGCCAGACAUGGGGGUUCCAAUGAGACCCUUCCGUACUCUCCUAAUACUUCCCAUUGCUAUGAGAAUUUCUCCCCUGAGCAACUCCCUGUCAUCCUUUCUGUCCGGCUGGAACUCUCCCUCUUCUUCUUCUGCCUCCCGUUCAUCAUCACUAUCUUUUGCUACAUGAACAUUAUCCGCAUCCUGAAUUCUCUUUCCAAUGUCCAAUCCUGCAAGAAGCAACGGGCUGUUGGCCUGGCUGUGGCCACUCUGCUCAAUUUUGUGAUCUGCUUUGCUCUUUAUAACAUCUCUCACAUUGUGGGCUUCAUUCAAAAAGAGGAGCCGCCUUGGAGAGUGGAAGGUUUCCUCCUCAGCACCCUCAAUACUUCUGUGGAUCCUGUCAUCUUCUUCUUCUCUUCCAAGGCCAUCCGACGGACCUUUAGUGACUGUUGGGGUGUUGUGUGCUUUGAACUGCAGGCUUUGGUCCAGUGCUGUAAACGUCCGACAGAUAAUGACGAAGGAGCAGACGCUGGCCGAAUCUCUAAUUCCAGUCUCCACAGUGGAUACAGAGGAGGUGAUGUUCAGACAGAAACCGUCUUAGACCAGACCGCAAAGACUUGGGAGACCGGAGCUCAGAACAUUCCACAGCAAGUACAAGGCACAGUGCACCAAGAAAGCCCUGCACCCUGGCUCAAAAGCAAAGUUCACAUGGAUUCAAAAUCUGGUGAUCCACCCCCGUAA
This is a messenger RNA of Eublepharis macularius, 1143 nucleotides long. RefSeq names its product free fatty acid receptor 2-like. Gene Ontology annotation, molecular function: G protein-coupled receptor activity. Bases 1 to 1143 code for a protein of 380 amino acids. NCBI's taxonomy places the organism in Eukaryota, Metazoa, Chordata, Lepidosauria, Squamata, Eublepharidae. Gene Ontology annotation, cellular component: plasma membrane. The record is from RefSeq and is a predicted model, not a curated record. The transcript has a single exon. Gene Ontology annotation, biological process: cellular response to fatty acid; G protein-coupled receptor signaling pathway.